ACCUCCCAUGUUGGCCGUGUCUCCCAAGACCGGAGGGCGGCGGCGGCCGAGCCUGUACGGUGGCGCCGCGCUGCGGGGACUGUGCGAACUGCGGCGGGGUACGGCCGGCCGGCAGCGCGGCGGCUCGGGAUCCGGCGGGCAGACAGCCACGGCAGUGGAGCGGACGCCGUCGCGUGGUCGGAGGCGCAUCUUCCGCGCAGCUGCAGGUCGGACCAGCGCGGCGCAACAGGAUUCUGGUGGUGAACGACACCGCUGCCGCCCGGAUCGAGCCGCGCUGACUGCAGAGGGAGCUGCUCGACUGCUGAGGGAGCUGCUCGGCGCUGACUGCUGAGGGCGCUGCUCGACUGCUGAGGUUGCCGACCGGCGGCCGGCGCGCGAUGUCGGGUGGUAGGUGCGCCGCGGUGUCGGCGCUGCGCGCUGCCUUGCUGCUCCUCUGCUGCCUGCAGCUCUCCAGCACGGCGGCCGGUGAGUCGUGGGGACGGCUGCGGUCGCGCGCGCGGCGCGGCGGCGGCCUGCCGCACUUGUUCCAGCUCAAUGCGCGCACCUACCUCGCCUGUAUGCUGCUCAGUGACGACGAGGCGGGCUCCGACAGCGGCGAGGAGGUCAGAGGGUCGAGUCGGCUGGCAGACCGGAUAGCCAGUCGGCGGCCGGCGAGCAGCCCGCGGCGGACCACCACGCGGAGGCCCGCCCCUGCCGACCCGGCCUUCUGCCCCAGCGGCGUCACCUACUUCGACGGCUGCAACUCGUGCUCCUGCGGCACUGAGCAGCUCUGCACACUCAAGGCCUGCAACGCCGACACCACCGUGCAGAUCUUCGACCCGUGCUCCCGCGUCACGUGCGGCUACCACCAGCGCUGCCAGGCCAUAUGUGUCGGACAGGUGUGCCAGCUGAAGCCGCUCUGCGUGUCAGAUGACAGUCCCGACUGCCACAACUGUCCGUGGCUCUGUGUCGACGAGCGGCUGAACUGCAGCGAUAACUACGGCAGCCGCGGCUGUAAGCCCACGCUGGCCUGCUACAAGCCCAACAUGUAGCGCCCCGGACGCCUCCAGCACCGCCCCGGACGGCUCCUGCCGCCAGGCUGUAUCAGACGGCUCCUGGACCCGGCGCGGUCGGCUUCCAGGACCGCCUCAGACGGCUCCUGGGACACUGUGUCUCAGACGCGGCUCCUGGGACCGCCAGGGACUCCAGACGGCUCAGACGGCUCCUGAACCCGGCGCGGUCGGCUUCCAGGAGCGCCUCAGACGGCUCCAUGGACACUGUGUCUCAGACGCGGCUCCUGGGACCGCCAGGGACUCCAGACGGAUCCUGGGACCACCCGGGGCUCCAGACGGCUCAGACGGCUCCUGGACCCGGCGCGGUCGGCUUCCAGGAGCGCCUCAGACGGCUCCUGGACAGUCCGCCUCAGACGGCUCCGUGGACAGUCUGUCUCAGAUGGCUCCGAAUACAGUCUCAGACGGCUCCUGGACCCGGCGCGGUCGGCUUCCAUGAGCGCCCCAGCGUCUCGCAAAUGUCUCACGCCUGUGCCUAUGAUCGUGCUAGAACGAAGUGGUACAAUAAGUGAAUCACUUCAUUUCGUAUAUUGAACUGUAAAUAUUUCGAGGUGCAGGAACUGAAUAGUUUGAACACGGUGAAGCUGUAGGGUAUUUCGAAGUGUUGCUGACAUUGAGAGGCAUUUGUCUAAGUUGAGGGCAUGCUGACUGCUUCACAUUAAGAAUGGACAUUUAUUUUAAAUAUAGCGACUUUCAUCGA
This is a messenger RNA of Amphibalanus amphitrite, 1749 nucleotides long. RefSeq lists its product as uncharacterized. The record is from RefSeq and is a predicted model, not a curated record. The coding region runs from base 378 to 1031 and encodes 217 amino acids. Lineage: Eukaryota; Metazoa; Arthropoda; Thecostraca; Balanomorpha; Balanidae. The transcript has 5 exons.